This is a messenger RNA of Dendrobium catenatum, 3385 nucleotides long. RefSeq lists its product as uncharacterized. The transcript has 17 exons. NCBI's taxonomy places the organism in Eukaryota, Viridiplantae, Streptophyta, Magnoliopsida, Asparagales, Orchidaceae. The coding region runs from base 1105 to 3126 and encodes 673 amino acids. The record is from RefSeq and is a predicted model, not a curated record.
AAUCUAUGCUUCAGUAAGGGCAAAGGAAGUAGCUCCUCAUUUAAAUGUGUUAGUCAUUGAGAAGGGGAAGCCUUUAUCUAAGGUGAGGAUUUCUGGCGGGGGUAGGUGCAAUGUAACAAAUGGAAAUUUCCUUGAAAAUAAGCCUUGAAGAUUAUUGUGGAAGAUUUCUGCAAGUGGACGGGCCAAAGGGUUAAUAUCAAUAAGUCUCAGAUUUUUUUUGGGAAGGCGGUUAGGUAUCCUAUGAAGAAGAGAAUUGCUAGACUGUUUGGUUAUAAAGUGGUUAAGGAGAUAACCUAUCUAGGGAUUAAGAUGUCUCUCAAUAGACUAAAGAUUGUUGAUUUCCAAGAUGUUUUGAGCAAUGUCAUGGAUAGACUAAAUGCUUGGGGAAAGAAGUCUCUCUCAUUGGGUGGUAAGAUCACUCUUAUCACUAGUUCUUUGUUAUCUAUGCCAAACUUUCUUAUUACACACUCUUUGGUUCCUAAAAAAGUGUUGUAUGAGGUUGAAAAACUUUGUAGAGGUUUUAUUUGGCACAAAACUGAUGGUAAUCGGAGUAUGCAUUAUGUGGCUUGGGAAGAAUUGUGUAAACCUAGAAGAAUGGGGGGUAUGGGUCUUCAGUCUCCAUUGAUGAGAAUUGGUUCUUUGAGAUCGAAGCUGGCAUGGAAUUUCAUGCAAAAACCUGAUACUCUUUUUCACAGGACUAUCAUAAGUAAAUAUGGGGAGGAAAUUAUGAAAGAUACAUGCAAGAGAGCAACUUCCAAUACCUGGAAAAUUUUAUGCGAAGGAGGUAGACGGCUGCAAAACAUAGUAAGAUGGAGGAUUGGUAAAGGGGAUAAAAUCAGUGUGUUGAAUGAGAUUUGGUUACUAGACAAAUGUAUCAAAUGGUGGCCAACUUUUGUGGAUAGUGCUUCUCUGGAAGGAAUGAAUGUGCAUCAAUUGUUGUUGAGGAAUGGCCAAUGGAAUUAUGGCCUGCUUCAGGAAUUUUUUCAUCAGGAAUUGGUUGUGUUAAUCAGCCAAAUUCAUACUGAUGUCAGUAAUGAAGACCGAGUUUAGCUGCUGUAUAAUUACUCGGGUAAGACUGUUUCAGCUAUAGCCCAUGAAAAUUUUAUGAGAAUCAAGGUUAACAUGGUUAACAUUGAUUAUUAUGAGUGGUUAUAUAAAAUUAAGCUUAACAAGAAGGUUGAAGUUUUUUGGUGGAGACUUGGGAAAGGCGCCAUCCCUACAAACCAAUUCCUGAAGCACCGUAGGAUUGCUGUGAAUGACCACUGUGCUAGAGGCUGCAAUGUUGUUGAAAGUUUUGAACACAUCAUGGUACAGUGCAAGUAUAUGAUUGAUGUCAUUAUCCAGAUGCGUAGAUGGGGUAUUUCAAUCCCUGUUUUUCAAACGCUAGAGGGGUGUUUACAGGGUUUAAAGAGUUUAUCUUCUCGGGAUAAUGGAAUUGUGAAGAUCUACUGUACAAUUGUGUACCUGUCAUGGAAAAAUCGGAAUGAUUUUAAACAUGGAAAUUCUGUUCUGCCUUGCUAUAUGAUAGCUGUGAAUGCUUUGUCUUUGGCUGCUACUAAGUUCUCUCUACAUCUUUCCAACUGGGGUACUAGUCUCCUUAGGGAGUCUCGUGAAUCUUGGUGCCCUCCACCGAAAGAUUGGAUGAAGAUCAAUGUUGAUGCUUCAUUGCUUAGGUCUAACUGCUCUGGAAUCGGUGGCAUUUUCAGAGAUUACAAGGGAAGAUUCAUAAUUGCUUUUGGGGAGAACAAAAUUCAUUGGGACAUUGCUCAGCUUGAGUUGGAAGCUGUUUUCUCGGUAAGGGAGUAUAUUAAGAGUUGGAUGCUUGAAUACAAAGGGGUAAUAAUUGAGAGCGACAACCUCGAUAUUAUUACUUUCAUCCAAGAUUCUUUGAAGAAGAAUAAUUGGCUCUUUGAUAGGUGGCCGGGUUUAGCGGGAAAUUAUCCUAGAGGUAAUAAAGAACUUAAAGGAGCUUAUUUCAGUACUCAUGGGCCACAAGAUACCAUGAGCUGGUUCUCCAGUCAUGGUGUUGAUCUUAAGAUAGAAGAAGAUGGAAGAGUUUUUCCAGUCAGCAACACUUCAGCCUCUAUUGUGGAUUGCCUUCUAGGUGAAGCAAAAGAGAGAGGAGUUCAACUGCAUACAGGCAAAGUUAUUUCAAGUGCAUCUAUCACCUGUAAAGGAAAAUUCAAUCUGAAAAUGGAGAAACGAACCAUUGAUUAUGUGGAGGAUAUUGAGGUUGACUUCUUGUUGAUUGCCACUGGGAACAACCAGCAGGGUUACCAGCUAGCUGUCCAACUUGGACAUUCUAUUGUACAACCAAUGCCCAGCAUUUUUACAUUCAAGAUAGAGGACACCAAACUGCAGUCUUUGUCUGGGAUCACAUUACCAAAAGUUAAAGCCAGACUAAAGCUAGAAAAUAUUUACAAGAAUCAACCUGAAUAUACACAGGUUGGCCCUAUGCUAGUUACCCAUUGGGGCCUUAGUGGUCCUGUGAUUCUUCGGUUGUCUGCGUGGGGAGCACGUGAUCUAUUCCUUACUGAAUACAAAGGAUUUCUUUACAUAGAUUUUAUACCUGAUAUACACGUAGAAGAUUUAAAAGUCAUUCUUUCUCAACAUAGAGAUCAUAUGGCAAAGCAGCAGCUGUCCAAUUCAUUUCCGUCUGAGUUUGGCUUAGCAAAAAGAUUUUGGGGAUAUUUGCUAGACCGUGAGGGCUUAGAUGGUGACCAGCUUUGGGCUUCCAUAGCGAAUAAAAGUUUAAAUUCAAUAGCACUUCUGCUAAAGCAAUGUUCAUUCAAAGUGAUUGGAAAGGGUCAAUUUAAAGAAGAAUUUGUUACUUCGGGCGGUGUUCCGCUCUCAGAGAUCACUCUUAGCAAUAUGCAGAGUAGGAUACGGAGAAACCUAUUUUUUGCAGGAGAGGUUUUAAAUGUUGAUGGAGUUACUGGUGGUUUCAAUUUUCAGAUCCACAUUUAUAUUUUUUCGCUCUCUCUGUUUGAAAUUGGUUUAGCCUAUCAUCCAACAAAACUGAUUAAGAUUUGUCACUCCAACAUCUUGAAGUUCCAUGUUGAUCAAAUUAUGAAGCACAAUAUUAGAAUGCUUGGACUGGUGGCUACAUUGCAGGAACGAGUAUAGGUGAACUGGCAUCAAGUUAUAACCAGCAAGUGGGAGUUGUAUAAGACAUCACAGGCACAGGCAGGUCGAGUUCUGAGGCUGCAAAGAUAACGUUAGCAAAUUAGCUCAAGUAGGCAUCUCUCCUCCUUUAUUCCUAUGUAGUUCUGAGGUCUUAUUACUUUCUCCAAGGCACUUUCAUCAUUAUAAAUUUUGAGAUGUAGUCUUUUUGCAUUAUCAUGUACGGAACUUUAAUCUGUUUGUUGCUGCUGUAUUAUCCUUA